UCAAUUUUGGGAUCCUUUUAGCAGAUCUAGGGUUUCGCAUUUCUACGAAAUUCACUGUGCAAUUUCAGAUCUCUAAUUGAUGUGAAUUCUCUGGGUAGCAAGGAAUUUAGGCAUCCUAUGUGUUGCGGGGGAUUGGAAAAUUGAUAUACUGAAUUAAUGGCGAAGAGUGGGAGCUCAUCGAUUAGGGAUCGGACGCAGGAAUUCCUGGGGAUCGCGGAGAGGGCGAAGAAGUCAUUCUCCAGGCCGAAUGGCCCAAGCAGCAGCGGAUCGAAGCCGGAGGAGCCGCCGAGGUCGGCCAUGGCGAUGCAGUCGGAGUUCAAUCGGAGGGCGUCGAAAAUUGGGUUUGGGAUUCACCAGACAUCGCAGAAGCUAGCUGCGCUAGCAAAAUUGGCCAAGCAGACGUCCGUAUUCAAUGACCCCACCAUGGAUAUCCAAGAGCUAACUGCAGUUAUCAAGCAAGAUAUAACGGCUCUUAAUUCUGCAGUAGUCGAUCUUCAGCUUCUCUGCAAUUCCCGCACUGGAAGUGGGGAUACGUCCACCGACACAACCACCCACGCCACUACAGUUGUUGAUGAUUUGAAAAAUCGUUUGAUGAGUGCCACAAAGGAAUUCAAGGAUGUGCUGACCAUGCGAACCGAGAACUUAAAGGUUCACGAGAAUAGGCGACAGUUAUUUUCCUCUUCCUAUUCGAAAAAUCCGACAAACCCUUUGAUUCGCCAGCGUCCUUUGGCCGGAAAAUCUGGUGCCAGUACUUCAUCAGCGCCUCCUCUCCCGUGGGCUAAAGACCAAGAAUCUUCCUCUCAAUUAUUUCCCAAGUCUCCGGAAGAUGCGGAAUCUCAGCCAUUGCUGGCGCAGCAACAAAAUCAACAACAGCAAAUGGUCCCAUUACAGGACAGCUAUAUGCAGAGUAGAGCCGAGGCUCUUCAGAAUGUGGAAUCAACGAUUCAUGAGCUCAGUAAUAUUUUCAAUCAGCUAGCUACGUUGGUUUCUCAGCAAGGAGAGAUUGCUAUCAGGAUCGACGAAAACAUGGAUGACACGAUGUCGAACGUGGAGGGAGCUCAGGGAGCCCUCCUCAAGUAUCUCAACAGCAUAUCGUCGAACCGGUGGCUGAUGAUCAAGAUUUUCUUUGUGCUGGUUUUCUUUCUCAUGAUAUUCCUAUUCUUUGUGGCCUAAUCAAGGUUUGAUUUUCUUGUAAGAAAGAAGAUGUAAUAUGCUUAUGAGACAUACUUACAUGCUUGUAUUUGUUUUCCUUAA
Molecule: messenger RNA, 1254 nt
Organism: Andrographis paniculata
Lineage: Eukaryota; Viridiplantae; Streptophyta; Magnoliopsida; Lamiales; Acanthaceae
Product: syntaxin-32-like
Exons: 5
Coding region: 157-1173 (338 amino acids)
Biological process (GO): endoplasmic reticulum to Golgi vesicle-mediated transport; vesicle fusion; intracellular protein transport
Cellular component (GO): SNARE complex; Golgi membrane; endomembrane system
Molecular function (GO): SNAP receptor activity; SNARE binding
Source: RefSeq, a predicted model, not a curated record